AUGAGCUCACCAGUGACACUUUCACCCUGGAACCAUAACUGCUCCUCCGAGCCUCCAUUUUUGGUCAUCCUCGUCACAAGCGAACCUUACAGCUUCAUAGUCCGAAAAGCAAUCCGCUCAACUUGGGCUAAGAACAGGGUAGUCGCAGGCAAACCUGUGUUGAUUGUUUUUUUACUGGGGUCCUUCCCUGGUAGUUCCAGAAAGCAGGUGGCACUAGCGGCGGAGGGCAGGGUUUAUGGAGAUGUUUUACAGAGGGACUUUGUGGACUCUUAUUACAACCUGACACUGAAGACACUGAUGGGCCUGCAGUGGGUGACCGAGGUCUGCCCUGGGGCCUCGUAUGUGUUUAAAACAGAUUCAGAUGUGUUUGUGAACAUUCAACGGCUUCUUCCCCUGCUCCUGCAAAGGGCUACUCACACACAUCUCUACACAGGCAGGGUCUCUUUGGAGGGAGAACCAGUCCGUAACCCCAACAGUAAAUACUACGUGAGUAAGACCGAGUUCCCCUUUGACUACUACCCUCCCUUCUGUUCGGGGACAGGGUAUGUCCUCUCAGUGGACCUGGUCUGGGACAUCCUGACCGUCAGUCCAACUGUCCGUGAGUUCAAACUGGAAGACGUCUUUAUAGGCAUGUGUCUCAACACAGUGGGGGUGCAGCCCAGCUACCUGAGCUCCGUACAGGGGUGA
Polyodon spathula (Mississippi paddlefish) is the source of this 687-nucleotide messenger RNA. RefSeq names its product beta-1,3-galactosyltransferase 5-like. The transcript is spliced from 3 exons. NCBI's taxonomy places the organism in Eukaryota, Metazoa, Chordata, Actinopteri, Acipenseriformes, Polyodontidae. Gene Ontology annotation, cellular component: membrane. The record is from RefSeq and is a predicted model, not a curated record. Bases 1 to 687 code for a protein of 228 amino acids. Gene Ontology annotation, molecular function: N-acetyl-beta-D-glucosaminide beta-(1,3)-galactosyltransferase activity.